Molecule: messenger RNA, 831 nt
Organism: Sphaeroforma arctica JP610
Lineage: Eukaryota; Ichthyosporea; Ichthyophonida
Exons: 1
Coding region: 157-810 (217 amino acids)
Source: RefSeq, a predicted model, not a curated record
UGCAUUCGAGUGGUACGCUCAGAUAUUGACAUUGAGUGUAUGGAAUAACAAGGAAGGCGACGGAUUGCUCUAUAGAGACUGUAUAUACUAACCGGAUGUGGCACAAAGCUGACACAAUAUAUUUUAUAGCCUCACAGAGAGACACCACAAGCACACAUGAAUGCGUGUCAGCAAUCGGGGACCUCACCAGUAUUGACACAUGCACUUGUAGCCAAUUCGAGUGAUAUUGAAGCACAAAAUACAGUCAGAUUGUCUGUAGCACGCGCAGAUUCAGAACAAAUCACGCACACGAAGGGCUCCAAUAUUCAUAAUAGUAGCAAUACGAAAGAGGUCAAGGUUCCACCAGUUGUGGGGAAUAAGCGACUACAUAGUGUAUCUAGUAAUACAAUCACACUGCUAGGCAGACAAGUCAGCUUACCUGAGUAUAGUUAUAAUUACACACGUCGUGUAUAUAUUAGCUCCCCAUCGCUGCACACAUCCCCACAUUUGACUCGAUUGGAAGCAUUCAAUACACCUGUGGAUGACGAUAUAGUUGUAGGGACAAUAGAUAUAAAUAGUGGCAAUACAAGUUCGAAGAUUGCUGCACCGCGGAUAAUUCGUGAGCACACACCCAUACUAAGAUAUAGACAGUCUGUAGCAUCCAUAUCAACACCGGAAGCUGUAUCAAGGUUCGAUCAGCAUAUUAAGGAGAAUUUGCCUCUGCAUAUGCACAAUAUACCACUACCUACCAAACCCAAAUACGCACUAGAGAGUGUGAGUAGGGCUGUUGAAUUGGGGCAAAAGAGUGAGGAAACAAGAAAUACGCGAUGAUUUCCGUUACAGAUACACAAA